Molecule: messenger RNA, 1523 nt
Organism: Notolabrus celidotus (New Zealand spotty)
Lineage: Eukaryota; Metazoa; Chordata; Actinopteri; Labriformes; Labridae
Product: zona pellucida-like domain-containing protein 1
Exons: 10
Coding region: 1-1221 (406 amino acids)
Cellular component (GO): cell surface
Source: RefSeq, a predicted model, not a curated record
AUGACUCUUCUGUGUUGUCUCCCUCUGCUGGUUGUGCUCCUGCAGCCAGCUUUGUGUCUCUACAACUGCUCCUCUGUGCAUGAGAGGACCCCUGACAACUCAGACCUGACAGUUGACUGUGGCACAAGUGUGAUCACCCUGGAGAUCAACCUGUGCACAGCACAGUGGGCCGGCUUUAACACCACAGACCUGGCUCUGAACGGCAACCACAACACUUCAGAUUGCCUGGGCAGUGUUGACACCAGUGUGGACCCUCCAAUGAUCCGUUACCAGCUUCCUGUGAACCACAGUCAGGAUAAUCCCUGCCGCCAGUCUCUGCAGAUUGUUGAUGAGGCUCCGGACCCUACAGGUCCCUUCAGCAGCUUCUCAAGCAUCCAGUCAGUUAUCAUCACAGGGUACAUUGACACGCCCAGAUCUGAUCAGGGGCUUAUCAGCUACUCCACGGAUCUCUACUAUCACUUCUCCUGCCGCUACCCACUGGAGUACCUGAUCAACAACACAGAGAUUGUGGCUUCCUCGGUUUCUGUGGCGACCAGUGAUAAUAAUGGCACCUUUAUUGAUACGCUGAUGAUGGGUGUUUAUAAUGACUCUGACUACUUACACCCGUUAGUGGUACCUUCAUCUGGACUUGAGCUACGAAGCAGAAUCUAUGUUGAGGUCAAGGCUGUUAACCUCACUGGAAAUUUCCAUAUUCUGCUGGAUCACUGCUUUGGUACCCCCACAGCGUACAAUAUGUCUCAGACUGAGCAGCACAACUUCUUUCUUGGCUGUUCAGUGGACAAGAGGUCAUCUGUGACCAGUAAUGGUCUCUCCAAGGACGCCCGGUUUAAUUUUGAGGCCUUCCGCUUUGUUCAGCACCGUGACCAGAGCAAGUCAAAGAUCUAUCUACACUGCAUACUGAGACUCUGCGAGCCCACCAAAUGUCAAGAGCUGGUCACUGCCUGUAAUAACAGAAGAAAAAGAUCUUUGACUCCUUUUGGAGAAGAAAGCUCGGAAUCUGCUACUGUUUCAGUUGGACCUAUUUACACUGCCAGAGAAGACAGUCCAUAUUCACCUGGCUACAGUAACAACAUGGCACCAGAUGUGGAAGAUGUGAAUGUGACAGGACUGGUGGUGGGGCUGGUGUUUGGGUCAGCUGCUGCUGCUAUGCUGGUUCUGGGUGGCUGGUUUGCCCUGAAGAAGUAUUAUUGGGUGGGAGGAUUACCGCAUGCUUUUGACUGACAGAUCAAGAGACAAAUCAUCAUCAUCUCAUCACCUCAUAUCACAUUGUAUAUACAUAUGGAGGCUUACAGUGGGAGUACAUUGUUACUUUUUCUUUACUGUAACAACAUAAAAUCUGAUAAUGUAAUGAAAAUGUUAUUGUUUUUAAUGAAUUAUUUUGGUCUAUUAUUACCACAUCUGUAUUCAGGAGGCAUUUACAGGUUAUGAAGGAACAGGGAAACCUCAGCUAUCACUGAAUGAAUAGUAAAUGUAAUACUUAUAUUGCUAUAAAUUAGCUUUUUUUUUAAAAAAGAGACAGUCAU